AUGUUCGAUGACUCGGACGGUGCGUCAUCUGAAGAUGAUAACUUCAGCACAUACGGUGAGUCUCCUAUCGAAGAAGACGAAGAUUCACCAACGCUACCUUCCAAGAAGAGAUAUCAGAACUUCUUGAUGAGCGAAUCUAAAGGGAAUCUGGAGGUUUUGAAGUUGGAGAUGUCGUCGUUAGACCUUGCGGUAGGACAACGAUACUUGACUAAAAAGCAUUUGAAGAGACGACUGAAACUUUUUACAGUGAGGCAUCAAUUUGAUUUUGAUGUAGAAAUAUCAAACCUGACAACAUACGUUGUUAAGUGUUGGUUGAUGGAUGUACAUGGAGAGUUCGUGCAUCUACCGAAGGAUUGUCCCCGCAGAGAGUUGUACAAGAACUUUCUCGGCGACGUUGGUCCGGCCGUUCGCCCUGAGAGUGUCGGAAUAGCUAUCACUAAGCAGUUUGGUGUAAAGAUGGAAUAUUGGAAAUCACACCGGACGCUUAAAUGUGCAAGGGAAAUCGAUGAGGGCACACCUGAGUGUGGUUUUGAACUCUUGCCUUCUUACUUAUACAUGAUAAGAAGGGCAAAUCCGAAUACAGUUACGCGUCUUCAAAUCGAUGAGCUUGGAAGAUUCAUGUAUGUGUUUCUUGCGUUUGGUGCGAGCGUUAAUGGGUUUCCUUUCAUGCGCAAAGUUGUUGUCGUCGACGGUACGUUUCUUAAUGGUAAAUAUAAAGGGACGCUACUCACAGCACUAGCUCAGGAUGGUAACUUUCAGAUUUUUCCAAUAGCCUUCGCAGUGGUUGACACUGAAAAUGAUGAUUCGUGGAAUUGGUUUUUUACGCAACUAAAAGUGUUGAUUCCUGACCAGGAGGGUCUUGCGAUAAUAUCAGAUAGGCAUAACUCGAUAGGGAAAGCAAUUACAAAUGUGUAUCCGUUAGCUGCUCGUGGAAUAUGCACCUAUCAUUUGUAUAAAAACAUAUUGGGACGGUACAAAGGAAAAGAUGUAUUUCGGCUGGUGAAGAAAGCGGCGAGAUGUUUUAGAAUGUCUGACUUUGAUAUGAUUUUCGAGGAGAUUGAAGCACUUAAUCCUGAUCUCCACGGCUACCUCGAAAGAGCUGAUGUCAGACUGUGGACACGUGUUUAUUUCCCGGGCGAGAGGUACAAUUUGAUGACUACGAACAUAGCGGAAUCAAUGAACAGAGCAUUAUCGCAUGCUAGAGGUCUUAACAUUGUUCGAAUAUUGGAAUCGAUACGGGUUAUGAUGACCAGAUGGUUUGCUGAACGAAGAGUGGAUGCCAGAUCGCAGUCAACCACACUCACGCGCGGUGUGGAGAAACUAUUACAAGGACGUGUAAGUGCCUCCCGGGAUUGGACGGUUCAAAGGAUUGAUGACCAUCACACUGAAGUUAAAUAUGGCGCUGCUGGCGAGUCUUUGAAUGUUGUUAAUUUGGUUGAGCGAAAUCCUUACUAUAAAAGCACUUAUUUAGCUAGCGCAUACGCUGAAUCGGUCAUGCCGGUUGACUCAGCGCUACCUGUUCCAGAUAACGUGGCUAACGUACAGUGCUUUCCACCGUUUAUUCGUCAACAACCGGGAAGACCUAAAAAAAAUAGGAUGAAAUCUGCUUUAGAAGUUGCACUUGCAAACAAACGUCCUAGGAAAGAGCACAUAUGUUCUCGUUGCAGUCAAAGUGGACAUAAUGCGAGAACUUGUCCGAUAUAA
This is a messenger RNA of Brassica rapa (field mustard), 1704 nucleotides long. RefSeq lists its product as uncharacterized. The record is from RefSeq and is a predicted model, not a curated record. Lineage: Eukaryota; Viridiplantae; Streptophyta; Magnoliopsida; Brassicales; Brassicaceae. Gene Ontology annotation, molecular function: nucleic acid binding; zinc ion binding.